CUCAACAGCAUCCUCAGAAUAGUAGUGUUGGACAAAAGAAGGCAAUAAAGUUUCGUCAGAUCGAUCGGUUCUCUUAACCUUAGCUUUUCGACCAUCAGCAGCGAAAUGGACUCACCGUGGCGACUUGGACAGUACAGUCUAUCCUCAGCAUGCGAGGUUGCCCCGCCGAUAUCUCUGGACCACAAUCGAUUUGCAAGCGAGAGCUCAGAAGUGAUCAAGUUCACCCAGCUCCUCGCCUCCUUCCCGUAUGAUCCGGAAACCUGGCUUAACCGUGGAAACUGUCUUCGCCUUCUCGGUUACCCAGAGCUUGCUCUCGGUGACGUCUACAAAGCGCGUCUUCUAGUCGAGGCCGGCAUUGAAAAAACUUCCAGCGUCCUUGGGAACGAAGUGCGCAAAGCAUUCCGCAAGAAGAUCUAUGAACUUCACACCACCGACCCUGCAUGGAUGAAAUGGGUCCACACUGUUUCUACGCCGGAGCUGCUCUCUCAAAAGGUCCAGGAGAUGUUAAAGAGGUUGGAGCUGCAGAUCUGGACUGAACUCAUGGAGGGACUCAUGGCCGCGAAUUGCUGUGGCGACUAUGCGCGCAUGAGCCGCGAAGCGGUGGAGAAGUUCCCGGAUGAUGAGUUCUUCCCAAGUGAGGUGUCGAAUGCGGAUGCUUGGUAUGCCCAGCGGGAGGAAGUGUUGAAGACGGCAGUGGCGGAGGGGCAUAUGAAUGAGGAUCAGAUGACAACUACGUUGAUGAAUGGGGGUGUAUACCCCACUCCUUAUCCAUUCAUGGCAGAAGAGUUCUUAGUCAGAGAUGAGGUUGUUUUCAAGGGAAUCGAAGAAGACUUCAGAAGAGUUUCGACGAAUUGUAUGGUGGUUCGGAGUACGAUUCGAAACACAUCGGCUGGGGAAGGGAGCGAGGCAACGACCGAAGAUGAUUGCAUUGGUGCGAUUGCGAGGAGGGAUAUCACUGCUGGCGAAACUAUCUUGAUCGACACGAUGUCUUCUGGUUCCGUGGGUAUCGACGCUGACCCUGCCGGCUGUCCGACUUGUUGCGCAAGUCCCGUCAAGAACUUCUGGAAUACUUGCUGUUCGGUUCUUUACUGCUCACAAGUUUGUGCCGAUGUUGCUAUCGAGACAUUCCAUAGCCCAAUCUGCGGAAAAGAUUUCGGUUACCUCUAUACCGCUGCGAGAAAAGCGACUACAACAACUGACUUCGCACUUGAUGCUCUGUUGUUGAUGAGAGUCCUAGCGAUUAGUCAGGUAGAGGAUACAGACCACCCGUUGAAAAGCAAAAUCCUUGUGAGACUCACACCGGCCUACGGAUUUAAGGAGCCAAAUCUGAUAAUCUUCAACUUCGAAGACCACAUUCAGAUGCCGAUCUCAAUCCUCCAGACUUUCGGCAUCAACAUCUUCACCAACCCUUUGUAUGAUACAUGGGUUCUGCACACUAUCAAAUGCAGGUUACAAAAUAACAAGCACGGCCAAACUCUCGGAGACUGGCCCGGGACUAGUAUCAGCGGGCUGUACAGCAUGCUGAAUCAUAGCUGUAGUCCCAAUGUGGAUUGGAGGCAUGACUCAGCUAGCAGCGAGGUCACUAUGUUUGCGACGAGAGACUGCAAGCAAGGAGAAGAGUUAUGCAUCAGCUACAUUGGCUCUCAUGGGGUUAGUAUGACUGUUGUUGAGAGGAGAAAAAAACUGAUGGGAUGGUUCGGCAUGGCUUGCAGGUGUAAGAAAUGCACAGAAGAGGCUGCUGCUCAGGAAGAUGCGCGAAAUGCUCUUGCGAGGAGCGUUCAAACUAUCAGUCCUUGAUUGCAACACAACAAUUCUAUCCCACCUCGCGGUGGACAAGAACGAAAGCCCUCUUCAAUGACCCAGGUCAAUGCGAGACAUUUGGUUAGACUGAGAGUAUGUUGGCAUUUGAGAUUUUAGAUUUCUGAAAGACACAUCGUGGGUAGAUUUUGAAUGUAGGACCUUUUGAGUUUAUGGGGGUCUAAAAUUGCCCUGAUCGACUUGGG
Hyaloscypha bicolor E is the source of this 2003-nucleotide messenger RNA. RefSeq lists its product as uncharacterized. Gene Ontology annotation, molecular function: protein binding. Gene Ontology annotation, cellular component: nucleus. The transcript is spliced from 2 exons. Bases 106 to 1797 code for a protein of 563 amino acids. NCBI's taxonomy places the organism in Eukaryota, Fungi, Ascomycota, Leotiomycetes, Helotiales, Hyaloscyphaceae. The record is from RefSeq and is a predicted model, not a curated record.